AUGGCCACCCGCGACACGACUACGCCAGCAUUCACGCCUCCCUCGCCUUCGCCCAGGGCUGACGCCGCCCCGUGGGUCAGCGAGACGCCUGGGAGAAGCCCUGAUGUCGUCGGAAUCGUAGACCGCCAGCGCUGCCCGCAGCACGCCCGUAAGGGCAAGUUGAAGGAGUCAGGACGUGCGUCGACGGCAGCUUCGGUUAGCUCAAGCAGCAAGAAGGGCUCUGAGGACUCCGGGAGUACAGGACCUAAGAAGAGAGCCGAGGGUGCGGGCGUCGAAACGGACCCCCACGCGGAAGAAAAGGCUGCGCUUCCAAGAGCCAAACGGGCAAAGAAGUCCCCUGAUCCUGCUCCAUCAUCCACGGCACGAACGCUUGCGCCAGCCAAGACCGCGGAGGCGUCGUGUAACGAUCGGGGUGGGUUCUACCUGAACAAGUUCAUGGCUUCGUUUGAGCCCAGCCGAGCUGUGCCAGACCGAAGAGAAGCCGCUGCCCUGCCCACAGCGACGCCGGCCCAAGCUUCGUUUUGA
Molecule: messenger RNA, 525 nt
Organism: Phytophthora nicotianae INRA-310
Lineage: Eukaryota; Oomycota; Peronosporomycetes; Peronosporales; Peronosporaceae
Exons: 2
Coding region: 1-525 (174 amino acids)
Source: RefSeq, a predicted model, not a curated record